CAACACUUGCCUUACCAAACACAAAAAUUACAAAUAAUUUCCAAGAAAUAGAGAUGAAAAAUAAUACAAACAGAAUAAACACAAACUUUUCCCCUUUCAACGCCACACGCCUUCCACCAUUUUUGACCACAGAGCUCCUAAAAUCCCCAAUUCAUAUCUCCUUCAAACAUUACAAAUUUAGGGUUAGGGUUUUUGGGAGCUCGAAUUUGUUGUUGUCGUCAGCAAAUGGCUAUUCCAACCGCAUUUUCCGGUGCCAAGCUAGAGUCUUUGUCAUCAUCGGCGGCAGUGACUUCUCCGGCGUCAAUUGGGUUGUUCUGCAAACCGGGACGCGUCAGAAGGUUGUCAAAUCAAAAGGGUUUGUUCAAUUCGGGGAUCAGGUGUGAAGUUGCAGCAUCUGAUGUUUUGGAUCAAAGUCAGAGUUCUGGAAAUGUGACUUCGUCUUCAAGCCUUUCUGCUCUUGAACAACUCAAGGCCUCAGCUGCUGACAGAUAUACUAAGGAGAGGAGCAGUAUCGUUGUCAUUGGGCUCAGUAUCCACACUACACCUGUUGAAGUACGUGAAAAACUGGCUAUUCCUGAAGCAGAGUGGCCGAGAGCCAUUGGGGAGCUCUGCAAUUUGAAUCAUAUUGAAGAAGCUGCAGUUCUUAGUACCUGUAACAGGAUGGAGAUUUAUGUUGUGGCUCUUUCUCAACAUCGUGGCGUUAAAGAAGUUACCGAGUGGAUGUCAAAGACAAGUGGAGUCCCUGUUACAGAGAUUUGUAAGCACCGCUUUUUACUGUAUAAUAAUGAUGCGACACAGCACAUCUUUGAAGUAUCAGCUGGGCUAGACUCCUUGGUCUUAGGGGAAGGUCAAAUCCUUGCUCAAGUCAAGCAAGUAGUCAAGGUUGGUCAAGGAGUUACAGGCUUUGGAAGGAACAUUAGUGGACUAUUCAAGCAUGCAAUCACAGUCGGAAAGAGGGUUAGAACUGAAACAAACAUUGCGGCCGGGGCAGUUUCUGUUAGUUCAGCUGCUGUGGAGUUGGCUCUGAUGAAGCUUCCUGAAUCCUGCCAUGCUACUGCUAGUAUGCUUGUUAUUGGAGCAGGCAAGAUGGGGAAACUUGUGAUUAAGCACUUGGCAGCCAAGGGAUGCACAAAGAUGGUUGUUGUAAACAGAAGCGAGGAUAGAGUUUCUGCCAUUCGUGAAGAGAUGAAAGAUGUCGAGAUAAUCUACAAGCCCCUCAGUGAAAUGCUCAACUGUGCUGCUGAAGCUGAUGUUAUUUUCACAAGCACCGCAUCAGAAACCCCACUGUUUAUUAAAGAGCAUGUUCUAGAUCUUCCACCUGUUGCUGCAAAUGUUGGAGCUUUAAGGCUUUUCAUUGACAUCUCAGUUCCUAGGAAUGUUGGUGCUUGUGUGAAUGAGCUAGAGAAUGCACGGGUGUACAAUGUAGAUGAUCUAAAAGAGGUGGUGGCAGCUAAUAAGGAGGACCGUCUUCGUAAAGCAAUGGAAGCUCAAGCAAUUAUUUCUGAAGAAUCCAAACAAUUUGAAGCUUGGAGGGAUUCCCUGGAGACUGUUCCCACCAUCAAAAAACUGAGGGCUUAUGCAGAAAGAAUAAGGGUUGCUGAACUGGAGAAGUGCAUGUCAAAAAUGGGCGAUGAUAUCUCAAAGAAGACAAAGAAGGCUGUUGAUGAUCUUAGUCGUGGUAUAGUUAACAAGCUCCUUCAUGGUCCCAUGCAACACCUAAGAUGUGAUGGAAGUGACAGCCGCACAUUGAGUGAGACCCUUGAGAAUAUGCAUGCUCUAAAUAGGAUGUUCAGCCUUGAGACAGAUAUAUCUGUAUUGGAACAGAAAAUCCGAGCUAAAGUGGAGCAAACUCAAAAAUAAGGUGAAUCUCUCAAGCUUAUUCCUUUGAAAAUUCUCUCAGAGCCUCAACUGAAUAAGAGGAAGAAUUCCUCAAUUGUAUUUUCUGUUGGCGCUACUGUAAAUUCUCAUUGAAAUGCAUAGACAGGAAAUGAUCCCUUACCGAGAUCUUUCCUGUAGAUUUAAUUUUGUCAAAGACAUAUGCAAACCUCUGAUUGUGGAUUCCUCGUGUCUUAAGAGUACAUUUUGUAUGUAGCCGUUCUAUCGAUGUUAUUAGUUGAAGUUAUAUCCUUGUAACGAAUGAUUCAUGGGAGAGAUCCAUAUACCCCUUCCACAAACAGCUCUCUAGCCUUGUAACAUAUUCACUGAUUCAUUUACUGUGAUGAUUAUUACGUUGAUGUAUUAAUUUCA
Solanum dulcamara is the source of this 2247-nucleotide messenger RNA. RefSeq names its product glutamyl-tRNA reductase 1, chloroplastic-like. Bases 226 to 1860 code for a protein of 544 amino acids. The record is from RefSeq and is a predicted model, not a curated record. Gene Ontology annotation, biological process: tetrapyrrole biosynthetic process. The transcript is spliced from 3 exons. Lineage: Eukaryota; Viridiplantae; Streptophyta; Magnoliopsida; Solanales; Solanaceae. Gene Ontology annotation, molecular function: glutamyl-tRNA reductase (NADP+) activity; NADP binding.